Messenger RNA from Mizuhopecten yessoensis (Yesso scallop), 2484 nucleotides. Its product is annotated as DNA-(apurinic or apyrimidinic site) lyase 2-like. Gene Ontology annotation, biological process: base-excision repair. NCBI's taxonomy places the organism in Eukaryota, Metazoa, Mollusca, Bivalvia, Pectinida, Pectinidae. Gene Ontology annotation, cellular component: nucleus. Gene Ontology annotation, molecular function: double-stranded DNA 3'-5' DNA exonuclease activity; DNA binding; endonuclease activity. The record is from RefSeq and is a predicted model, not a curated record. The coding region runs from base 31 to 1770 and encodes 579 amino acids. The transcript has 5 exons.
UUAUGUCAAAGUGAAAGUUGUCAGCCGAGAAUGAAAAUUUUAUCAUGGAACAUCAAUGGCAUUCGAGCCAGCAAGAUAGAUUUGAAGACAUUGUUUGAUUCUUUAGACGCGGACGUUAUUUGUCUUCAGGAGACCAAAGUAACACGUGAUCAACUCGAUGAACCAACAGCCAUUGUUGAUGGUUACAGUUCCUAUUUCAGUUUCUCCCGUAAGCGGAGUGGCUACUCAGGUGUUGCCAAUUUCUGCCGAGACUCGGCCACACCAUGUAGUGCUGAGGAGGGACUAACCUCGCUGUUAAACCAGAAGGAUGAUGGAAAGGUGGGUUGCUAUGGUGACACGACACAUUUCUCAACAGAUGAGCUUGAGGCCCUUGAUGCGGAAGGGCGGACAGUCAUCACACAACAUCGGAUACAGUUGAGUGAUGGAAGCGAGGGUCGUCUGGCAAUUAUCAACGUUUACUGCCCAAGAGUGGAUCCUGAGCGGGAUGAUAGGAAGGUCUACAAGAUGAGAUUUCUAGCUCUCCUACAAACUAGGGCAGAGGCACUUCUUCAGAGUGGAAGUCAUGUAAUAGUCCUUGGAGAUCUGAAUUUGAAUCAUAAAAGGAUUGACAACUGUGAUCCAGUUUUGGAGGAUUGGGGAAAGGCCCCUAGCAGAAUGUGGAUGAACCAGUUUGUGUGGGAGCCGGGAAGAGAUCCAGACAUAGAGUCUAUUGGUAAUACAGAGGAGUUUCUAGGUACCACAUCCUCGGUGAAGGGUGGACUGUUUGUCGACACAUUCAGACACCUGUACCCUACCAAGACCGAGGCCUAUUCCAACUGGUGUACCCUCACAUCUGCACGUGAAACAAACUAUGGCCGGAGGCUCGACUACAUUUUAUGUGAUGUUUCUAUGACUAAAAGGGACCUGAAGGAGAGUUUGGUGAUGAGAGAUGUUGAAGGAUCCGACCACUGUCCAGUGAAGACAGAAUUUACAUCAUCAUUUCUACCAGCCGGCAAAUGUCCUGCUCUAUGUACAAAAUGUAUGCCAGAAUUUGUCGGAAAGCAACAAAAACUGUCAUCUUUCUUUGUGAAGGCCUCAAAGUCAAAUGAUUCAUCAUCAAAACAAGGCAACAAAGGAUCACCCAAAAAGACAUUAUCAAUUACCUGUGUGAGUGAACAGAGAUCAAAGCACGUGUCAAACUCUCAGGUUAAGUCUCCGAAUAAGUCCGAAGGCGGCCUUAAACGAUCCAACAGUGAUCGCUCUGAACGUUCAGGACCUCUAGCAAAGAAAAAGAAAGGUGACAUAAAGAACGGCUCGUCACUUCCGAAACAGUCCAACCUUAUGAAUUUCUUUGGUAAACCAGCAUCUAAGAAAGACACUACACCCGACACCUCGGUUACAAGUCGAGCCGAUUGUGAGGUAGUCAAAAUCUGCCAAAACGAUCAAGAAAAUGGAAAUGAAAAAAACAAAAGUGUCUCUACAAGAAAUGACUCUAAGGUGGAUUUGAUAAGUUCUGAAGAUAACGAAUCACCGUCCAGCUCUCAGGAGCUGAAGGGCGGUGGAGAAAUCAAAGUGAAAAAAACUUCAGCACUAGCAUGGAAAAGUUUGUUGAAGGGGCCACCGACUGCCCCUUUAUGUAAGGGUCAUAAAGAGCCAUGUUUGUUACGGACAGUCAAAAAGGAGGGGCCCAAUAGAGGGAAACAGUUCUUUGUAUGUUGUCGGGCAGAAGGUUUAAAUUCAAAUCCGGAGGCUCGAUGUGAUUUUUUCAAAUGGGUAGACAGUAAAAAAUGAUUCACGUCAUUUGUUUGGCUUUAUCAUCCUAGGGUAAUUAAUCUAAGAGACAAUGGCUCGAAUAACUGAUGUGCCGUUGUCUUUAAAUUCACAGAUUCCAUUUUGCACAAAUUAUGCAGACUUGCAAGAUGUCACUUCAAAUUAUGUCAGAGUGUUAAUCUACAUACAUACCUGUAAUAUAUCUUUUUGAGGUAACAAUGUUUUCAAUUAUGAUGUGGUCACUUGGAAUCAAAGGGGGACAUCAUACAUUUUGUCCAGGCUGGAGGUGUGCAAGGCACAGUCACUUCUUGGUUAAAGGUUAAUUAGAUAAGUGCAAAAUAAUAAAAAAAAAAAUUUAACCAUUGAGGAUAUAUUUAUGAAUCUUGAACUUGACCAGCAUCACCCAAUGUAGAUGUGCAACGCAGUGGAAUAAGGUCACUGUGACCUUCACCUCUGUGUCAAUUUUUUUAUGUAAAACAGCUGUAAAUUUUAAAUUGCAGAUAAACUGUUGAAAAUUGGUGAUCACCCAAAGGUUGUGUAGUGCAUUGUGUGAAUCAGUGUUCGAGUAAGUUCAAAGCAUAUGCAUAUUGGCAAAGAAGUGGAGAUCGAGACACAUUUUUGUUAACGAAAAUGUACAUGUCCAUGCCCAAUAUACACUUCACACCACCAAUUUGAUCAAAGAAUUAUUGGUGAAGUAUUGUCAUUUUGUCAGAAUAAAAUAAUGAUGUACAUGUA